AGCUCAGCUUUUACGACAUAUCACACACGACACGAAAAGAGUUCAUUUUACAAUAAACCUGCUUUAAAGUGGUCCUAAUUAAAAAUUUAAAGAUAAAAUAAAAUGACGGAACGGGAACCCAUAAGCGGUUCCGGCCGUGAUUACGGCGCUACGGCGGCGCCUCCACCUGUCGCCUUCGCUGACUUCAGCCCGACGGAACUUUACAAUUUGACAGAAGGCAUAGCCGAUAACAUAAACUCUAUCAACUCAGGAUUACUCUCAUUGGAGAAGACGAUGAAACAAAUCGGAGGACCCAAUGAUAAUUUGCAGUUCCGAGAAAAAGUGCACGGCUGCCAGCAGGCCGUGAACGCGCGCGUGGCGGCGACGACGCGUUCGCUGGCGCGCCUCAGUGCCGGCGCGCGCCGCGGCCACAAGCCGCACCGCCUGCAGGUGGAGCGCCUCGCGCAGGCCCUCGCCGACGCGCUGGACAAGUACGCCGCCGUGCAGAAGCAAGUAUCGGCGAAGAUGGCGGCGCACAUGCCGCGCGCGCCCCGCCCCUGCCCCUCGCCCCCCUCCCCCUCCGCCUCCCCCCCGGCGCAGCGGCAGGCGCUGGCCGACGAGGAGGAGGCCGCGCUGCUGCACAACCAGCAGGCACAGGCGCGCCUGGUGCAGUUCGAGACCAGCAUGAUGCUGGAGCGCGAGGCCUACAUGAGCAAGAUCGAGGCCGACGUGCUGGACGUGGGGCAGGUCAUGGGCGAGCUGGCGCGUCUGCUGCAGGCGCAGGGGCAGCACGUGGACUCGGUGGCGGAGCACGUGGAGGCGGCGGGCGCGCGCGUGGAGGCGGGCGCGGAGGAACUGGCGGCAGCGGCGGCCCACCAGCGCCGCUACCGGCGGAAGGUGCUCAUACUCACCAUCGUAGGCCUCGUGCUCGCCGUCGUCUUCGUCGUGUGGGUAGUUCGAGCCUUCAGGUAGACUGCGCCCGGUCGGACCGUGGAAUACCCGACGCAAUUUUGUCGCAGAAUCGUCUCGGCGAUCGCUGCGAAAAUUGCACGCUGUUCCGAAUUCACAUAAUACGGGUACGAGUUGCCGUUUUCGUGCAGCAGAAAAUUAGGAACGCCGCAUACUUAAAACGCGGCGGCGGAUGUGAGAAUCCUUGGCCUUUCUGAAAAAAACUCAAAGCGUUAAUUUGAAAAAUGCUUUUUAGGAGAACGUUUCGAUCAUCAUUAUGGUAAUAUUAUUAAAAAUUUGUCGGUGCCGAAACUGGUACACCUUCCUUGUUUUACAUUAAAAAAUAAUUUAAUUGUGGUAACAUGGAAGUAAAUAGAUAAACGAUUUUCUUACAUUUGCAGAGUAGAUGAUUAAUUAUAUAAUAGGGAACACAAUAUUUAAAAAUACAAUAUUUUGUUCUUUAUUACAUAGCCUACUAAAAUUUCUUCUAUAUUAAUCGAUUAGUGUUCUAACCGAUCAAUCGGUGUAUAAAAUCGAUAAAAUUGAUCUUGUACAUUUAAUUGUCAUUUUCGGUACACAGGUCGAGUUAUCAUAAAAUAUCAAUUUUUUACAAAUUGCGAAACAUCAUAAUAUACUCUAUCCAAGAAUUGACCUUAAGGUGGGUUAUCGUGAUUUAAUUCCGUGUGACCGUCAACAGAUGGCGUUAAGGUUUAAAUUUUAUUAUUUAUUUUUUAUUAAUGAAUAUAUCUAUAAUCGUUUAUAAUUAUUCGCUAUUCGUUAUGUUCUGAAAACGAUAUAUCUAAAAAAAUAUUUUUAUACGUUUCCAAAGACGUACAUGUCUAAACGAGAAUUUAGACUCGUAAUUUCCAAAGUAGUUUUGAUGGAGAACUGUAGAUAGAAGUUUAAUAUUCACAUUAUGACGAGUUUUAGAAAUAUUUAAACUAAAGCAGCGGCCUACAAGACAUAGAAAGUUUGGGAACCUCUGAUUUAGAUAAAUAAACGUACUUGAGCGUGACGUUCCACUUUAAACCGGUAAUUUGGAAUGUAAAUUAUGAAAUUUUGCUCAUGAAAUUAAAAGAACAUAAUAAAGCUAAUGAAGUCUGUGAUUAGGUAAGAUGUUAUUUAAUUAUUUAUCAUAAUCAUAAUCAAUCGGAACAAUAUGACUCGAUAUUGUUACGUUUUGUUGAGCAAUGUACGAUGAUAUACUAUAAUAAAUAGUACUUUUUACUCAAAGUAUUAGUGAAUACAUACUUACAUAUUAUGAAAUAUUUACAAAUGGUCGUCAUUCAUUCAAAUGCUUCAACAUCAGACCGAUGCACGUUCACGGUACAAUAUAAUCCGCACAUCCUCCGCGCGUUAUCCACUCGCGGCUCCACUCCAUAUCCACACAACGUUUACUAAUAUUUAUGGUUAGCGUUACCAACAGUUUCUGCGGCGAUGCCAUUAGCAUGACUAUUCAAGACUGACCCUCGAUAUUGUUCGUUAGAAUUUUAGAUAAUCUUUUAUUUUAAAGUAAAUAGAAUGCUUCGAGACGCUGCGGGCAACCUUAAGAGCGAUAACCUAGUCUUCUACUUAAUUUCAUACAAUGAAACCUAUUAAAAAUUUACUAUUAUCCUAAAAAUUACUUUUAUCCUAUGCCUAUGCUUCACGUAAACCACUAGUUUCACCCUGUAAAACGUAUUUUGUACAGCUUACUAUUUUUUAUUAACCUAGUUGUGUGAUAAAGCUAUACCGGUCUGGUGCCGUAGCGAUUAAUGACAUACGACCCAUAUACAUAUGUGUAUAAAGCCUUAUAUAGAUUGUAACAAGUUUACCUAUUUAUUAACUUAGGUAGAAUUUUAUAUCUUCUAAUGAAGCAUAAUAAUAGCUAACGUUAAGUUUACAACAUUAUUUAUUUUAGUAUUUUUUUUAUUCUAUUUUUAUCACGUGUCAUCAUAAUAUCACAUUCCAAAAAUGUUAUUGCUAAAAUCUUUAUAAUUUGUGUAAUCUCAAUUCUGUUAACACUUAUUCGAGCUAUAUUGAUGAAACAACUUUGAAACGGUUUCAUUCAGUUUGUAUUUUUCUUCUCGACGUUUUGGACCAUUUACAGGUUCCGUUUUCACAUCGGUCAAUGUUAAUAAAAGAAGAAUACAAAUGAAAUGAAACCGGUUAAAAAGUUGUUUCAUUUAUUAAUUCAAUCUUCAUAAUUAUAAUCAGUAUUCAGACAGUUAUUCUUUUCUUAUAAAUAAAAUAUGUGAAUGAUCUAUUUGUGUUUUA
Messenger RNA from Diatraea saccharalis (sugarcane borer), 3183 nucleotides. The record is from the annotation of a GenBank genome assembly. Lineage: Eukaryota; Metazoa; Arthropoda; Insecta; Lepidoptera; Crambidae.